AUGGGAGUAAAGAAUCUGAAACACGACUCUGAAUUGACAACUGGCUUGUUCGAGAUAUUCUCACUGCUGAGGGGACAGGGUCGCUCCGAGGCGCCUGUCAAGAGUUCCGAGGCGCCUGUCAAGAGUUCCGAGGCGCCUGUCAAGAGUUGCGAGGCGCCUGUCAAGAGUUCCAAGGCGCCUGUCAAGAGUUCCGAGGCGCCUGUCAAGUGUUCCGAGGCGCCUGUCAAGAGUUCCGAGGCGCCUGUCAAGUGUUCUGAGGCGCCUGUCAAGAGUUCCGAGGCGCCUGUCAAGUGUUCUGAGGCGCCUGUCAAGAGUUCCGAGGCGCCUGUCAAGUGUUCCGAGGUGCCUGUCAAGAGUUCCGAGGCGCCUGUCAAGAGUUCCGAGGCGCCUGCAAAGAGUUCCAAGGCGCCUGUCAAGAGUUCCAAGGCGCCUGUCAAGAGUUCCAAGGCGCCUGUCAAGAGUUCCAAGGCGCCUGUCAAGAGUUCCGAGGCGCCUGUCAAGAGUUCUGGCCCCUGUUUUACAGGCGCCAGAACUCUUUUUAGCAGGGGCCAAAGAACUAUCCUUAUUACUAUUAAACCCAAUGAUCUUGCUAUUAAACCCAAUGAUCUUGCUAUUAAACCCAAUGAUCUUGCUAUUAAACCCAAUGAUCUUGCUAUUAAACCCAAUGAUCUUGCUAUUAAACCCAAUGAUCUUGCUAUUAAACCCAAUGAUCUUGCUAUUAAACCCAAUGAUCUUGCUAUUAAACCCAAUUAUACAGAGCUUUGCACUAAGCGGUUGCAUGUGAAGUUAUCUGUGGGACAUUUGGAGGAAAGUUCCAAGUUAUCUGAGGAGCAUUUGGAGGAAAGUUCCAAGUUAUCUGAGGAGCAUUUGGAGGAAAGUUCCAAGUUAUCUGAGGAGCAUUUGGAGGAAAGUUCCAAGUUAUCUGAGGAGCAUUUGGAGGAAAGUUCCUAG
Molecule: messenger RNA, 951 nt
Organism: Procambarus clarkii (red swamp crayfish)
Lineage: Eukaryota; Metazoa; Arthropoda; Malacostraca; Decapoda; Cambaridae
Source: RefSeq, a predicted model, not a curated record